CCAUUGUCACUAUUGCUGCUACUCUCACCCCAGCUGCCGUUAACCCUUCCGUUUACCUGUCUCUAAUACGAGCCUCACCUUUCCCAUCGCUGCUGCUUCUGCUGCUACUGUUACCUAGCUCCCGUUAACCCCUCCGGUCACCCAUCCCUGAUGCGAGACGCGGAGUUCAAUCAGAUGCCAUCAUCGAACACCAACUCUUUCUCCGGCACAUGUCCAACCAAGCUCCGCUCUUCUUCCUUCCACAGCUCGCCACUCUCUCUUCCUCGUCACCCUUCCCAGCUGCAGGUUUCGAAUUUUAAAUGAAGUCCCAUCCAUGCCCGCGCAAUCAUCAUUGCAGAAUUGCCGUCAACUCCAAGCCUGAGUGGCUGACAGCCACCACCACCACCACCACCUCUCCAUGGCCAGUCAAAGCUCGACCACAGUGACAGGAAAGAGAAACCCCCCUCAAAUAAAGAGGCGUGAGGAGAGAGAAGGAAGAAAAAACAAAGCCUCGGCUAGCUCUGCUCCACUUUUCCGAGGAUUCUCACCAUGUGGCCACUUCCUGAGCACCACCAUUAAUGUCGUCUCUGCUCGUUUAGGCUCUUGGGAAUAGUGGAGGAACCGGAGAACACCCAUCUCUCUUUCUCCUUGAUUUCUGGCACCGGAUCUUGAAUGGCCACUUGGGAGACCCGUUUUGCAGGCUAGGGAGAAGCUGGUGUUCUUCCUCUCGUUCCGAGCUGAGGAACAAAGCUUCUGCUUGUGGAUAAAGGUGGCAGCCAUGCAGCAAAAAGGUCGACUUCAGCCGCCACCCAGCUAGCUUUGUCGUCGGCUUUCGGCUUCCACAUGCUUGUAUCGGAAGCUCGAUCUUGACUUGGUCAACUCGAGACAGAGGCGAUGGUGCUGCAGUUGGAGGACUUCGGUUUGGAUCCCUCGGAUGGGCCUGCGACCGAGUCGGAGCCGGUGGAGCUGCCGUCAACACCCUCGGUUGUGUACAUGGACGUCAGCGUCGUCCCUGAGCACGACAAAUCAGGAUUGGCAUCCACGAUCUCCAGCCUCCAAGCGGAAAUGUGGCAAUUGAGAUCAAGGCAGAGGAACCUGGACGCGAAGCGGCGUGAGGCUCUUGAUCGGAUACUGGACAUCAAAGGAAGCAUCAGGGUGUUCUGCCGAGUCAAGUCCGCGGACGAGAGAAAGGUGGCAACAGUACCCAUUUCGAUCGAAGCAGAAAAGAUCACUAUUAGAUCAGUCGGAACGAGGAAAGAUUUCGUGGUGGAUCGAGUGUUCUCCCCAGAGUCCACACAAGAGGAUGUUUUCAGAGAAGUACAGCCAAUCCUCAGAUCCGCUCUCGAUGGCCACAAUGUCUGCAUCUUAGCGUACGGUCAGACUGGAACAGGAAAGACGCACACAAUGGAAGGAAUCAGUGACCAACCGGGAAUAGUUCCUCGAACCAUCGAAGAGCUCUUCCAUCAGAUCUCUCAAGACAAAUCAGCCUCGUUUACCUUGUCCAUGAGCAUGCUCGAGGUCUACAUGGGAAGCCUCAGAGACCUGUUGGUCCACAGACAUUCUUCAGCUCGAUCCUUCCACUGGAUUCCUAAAUGCAGCAACCUCAGCAUCCUGAGCAGCAGCGACGGCGUGGUGGAGAUCGAGGGACUCACGGACGUGCCGGUGACCGACGCCAAACAGGCCUACCGAUGGUACGCCAGGGGGAAGCACGCUCGUUCUACUUCCUGGACUAAUGUCAACGAUGCUUCAAGCCGAUCACACUGCUUGACCAGAAUCACCAUCCUUCGAUCGAACGACGCGGUGGGAGGUGGCAAACCAGUGAGCAAGCUUUGGCUGGUGGAUCUCGGCGGCAGCGAGCGCUUGCUGAAGACCGGUGCAACCGGACAAACACUGGAUGAAGGGAGGGCUAUCAAUCUCUCUCUCUCUGCACUUGGUGAUGUUAUUGCUGCUCUGAGAAUGAGGCGCAGUCACAUUCCUUACAGGAACAGCAAGCUGACUCAGAUCCUCAGUGACUCGCUGGGCAAUAAUUCGAAGGUUUUGAUGAUUUUGCACAUCAGUCUUGGUGAUGAUGAUGCAGCGGAGACUGUGUGUUCUCUGAGCUUCGCUAAAAGAGUCAGGGCGGUGGAGGCAAAUCGAGAACUUUCAGAGGAGACGAAGAAACGAAAGCAGCAAAGCAUCACUGAGCUUGAGCAGCACAUACAGGAAGCCGAAGAGGAGCUGCAGAGAGUGAGUAAGCAGAUGGAGAUGGCCGAGAAGCUAAUCCAGGAGAAGACCGAGAUCUUGCGAGUGGCUCAUCAGCUCCCUGACGAGAUGGCGCCGGAAACCCAGGCAGCAGAGAAGCCAAUCCGAGCGACGCACGCGGUGCCGGUCCCCCGUUUCAUGGCUUCCACCGAGUGCAGCCGGCUGAGGCAGAAGACAGCAGAAUUGACGGGGAGAUCAAGAGCCAUGAGCGUGGUGGACAGAAGACCCAUAGAUCUGUUUGGAUCUCAGUCACUUAGCUGCUCAGUCCAUGAUCAUGUGAUGCCGACGAAGAAGAAGAGAACAUGGCCGUGCAAGCGAAGCGAUCCGUCACCGCACUGUAACACACCGAAUGAGAGCCACAACAUCAUGGAUUCAAAGGGAUCAUCGUUACCGAGAUCGAAGAAGGUUGUGUCCGCUUCGAAUCCGAAUCUGAGGGUGACAUUGCAUCGGCAGCACAGAAGAAGGAUGUCGGAUCUGAUCUAACAAAGCAAUGCCUGCAAAACUUGACUGCUAUGUGAAAUUAAAUUGAGUUCUUUCUUUCUUGCUUGAGAUUGA
Musa acuminata AAA Group (dessert banana) is the source of this 2775-nucleotide messenger RNA. Its product is annotated as kinesin-like protein KIN-14O. NCBI's taxonomy places the organism in Eukaryota, Viridiplantae, Streptophyta, Magnoliopsida, Zingiberales, Musaceae. The transcript is spliced from 11 exons. Gene Ontology annotation, biological process: microtubule-based movement. Gene Ontology annotation, cellular component: microtubule cytoskeleton. The coding region runs from base 874 to 2703 and encodes 609 amino acids. The record is from RefSeq and is a predicted model, not a curated record. Gene Ontology annotation, molecular function: microtubule binding; ATP binding; microtubule motor activity.